Molecule: messenger RNA, 3315 nt
Organism: Miniopterus natalensis
Lineage: Eukaryota; Metazoa; Chordata; Mammalia; Chiroptera; Miniopteridae
Source: RefSeq, a predicted model, not a curated record
CGUGGUCGGGCCCCUCUCCCGCGCCCAGAGCACUCGGGAUGACCCGAGAGAGAAACCGGGUCCCCCCGCUGCCCUCAUAACCGCCCCCCAGGCUUAUUGCGUCUUGACUUGCCUGACCUACUAGCGGCAUUCGACACACUGAUGAGUCUUCUGGAAAUCGUUUCCUCACUCGUUCCCCCUAAUUUCCCCGGUCUCUGUAACUGUUGGAGUGCCCAGGACUCUGCCCUUGGACCUCUUUUCUAGCUGCACUCACUUCCUGGGUGACAGCUUUUCCACCCACUCUCACGGCUUUUAAAUUUUGUAUAUUGAGGACUUAGAAAUUUAUACACCGAAUCCUAGAUGCCUUCUUGACAACUUUUGAAUGUCUAUUAGGCCAAAACCCAAGCUUACCUCCCCGGCCCCCAACCCAGUUCUUCCCAUUUCAGCCAAUAAUAGCUCCUCUUUAGAGUUAACCAGCCCCCAAACCUUGGGGCCGGUCUUGACUCCCUAACAGCAUACCUGCCCAAACCACUAUGCCAGCCAAUCCUGUUGGUUUUAAAAUAUACCCAUAAUCUAGCCACUUCUCACCACAUCCAUCUUACCACCCUGGUCCACGCCGCCAGACUUUCUCCCAUAUUGCCAACAGCUCCCAUGCAUUUCUUCAGGCCAUUCUCAAUCCAGCAGUCAAAGCGAGCCUAAUAAAAACCUAAGCUAGAUCAUGUCACUUCUCUGCUACAAACUCUCAAAUGACUUCCCAUCUCAGAGUAAAAGUUUAAAUCUUUUAAAAGGACUACAAAGCCUUACGUCAUAGGCCAGCAUUCUCUCUCUGACCUGCUCUCCCGUUUGUUCACUUAACCACUACUGAGCUGUUUCAUGGCCUUUACCCUUCCUUCUGCCUGGAACUCAACCUCACAUGCCUGCUUGGCUUCGUCCCUCACUUCCGAUGGUCUCUGCAAAUGUCACUCCAGGAAGCCUUCCCUGGCUACCUUAUUUCAGAUGAUAGCAGCUCCAUCAUCACUUCCUAUUCAGCUUUCCUGUCUUUUUUCUUCCCAGCACUUAACAUUUGGUGUUGUUUCAUUAAUUGUUUUUCUCCACGAAUUGUCCUUUGUUCACUGCUGUGUCUCCAGCUCCCAAGAGAGUGCCUGAUACUUAACAGUCACUCAAUAAAUGAAUUUUACAUUUGGCAGAGCUAAGUUGCAAGCAUGGUGCUUUUAGCUCUUUGUAGUGCUGUUGUACCCCUGGGACGCAGCACAGUGCUCACCAAUAAAUAUUCAUUGAAUAAAUAGGUGGUGCUCACUUUCCUUUUCAGCUACAUCACCUUCAUGCCCUCACCUUUCCCUCCAUAGCCAUGCUUGCUUUUUCACUAUUUCUACCUGAAAGCCCUUUACCUGUAUUGGGUGCCAUCUCUAAAUACAGGUGGAAUGUAUAGUCAUCUGUGACAAACUUUGUCAAGCUUUCUCUUUGAAUUUGAAGUGUUUGUGGCUCGCCCAUGCAGAAUUUAAUAAUUUCCAGGGCAUUUACAUCACACUCUGUUAUAGUUCUUACCAGUCUUCAUUUGUUUAGGGCUCCCCUAGAACGUGAGUUCUUUAAAGAGAGCAAUUGUUUCACUUCCAUAUUCGUGUCUCCACAUCCUAGCAUGGUAAAUGGUCAAUGAAUGCUUUCUUGAUUGCAUAAAGGGUCUGAGGCAAGUCUUUUGUCUUUUACCUUGUACUGAGAGCUACCUGAAGACAAAGCCCAGCCCGCAAACCAUAAAAUUGUGCUAAUUAUUUUAAAAAAAGAAAAGAAACAAAGUCAUAGUAAAAUUUGUUAUUUUGUGAUUAAUGUGUUUGUAAAAUAGAUGAGACAUACAGCCUUUUUUACUUAGUACAAGUAAUGAGCAACAGAGUGGGGAAUUACUUGUCUGGUGCUAAAAGGAAUGAAUGGAUACAGUUACAGUGUUUUGCAAAAUAAAUUAAUGCCAGUUUAUCUUUUAAUAAAUUCUCAUCUUCUGAGCUUGCUUAUGGACAAUGUAUAUCUGCUUAUAUUAAAUACACUGUUCUUUUUCACAUUUAUAACAUUGGCAGUUUUUUUGCGGUAACAAUAUUCUGAUUUGUUGAAUCAUGAAUUUCAUUUGUAUAAUUUUAGAUGCUAAAAGUACUUUUGAAGGAACAUGUCCAUACUGUUUCCAGUUGCUGGUUCUGGAUAAUUCUCGAGUGCGCCUCAAACCCAAGCCCAAACUGACACCCAGAAUACAGAAACUUCUUAAUCGAGAAGCAAGAAAUUAUACACUCAGUUUUAAAGAAGCAAAAAUUGUGCAAAAGUACAAAGACUCCAAAAGUGUAUUGUUGAUUACUUGUAAAACAUGCAACAAAGCGGUUAAACAUCAUGGUAAAAGUAGAAGCUUUCUAUCAGCACUGAAGAGCAAUCCUACCACUCCUACGAGUAAACUCAGCCUGAAGACACCAGAGAGAAAGACUCUAAGUUCUGCAAAGCUAAAUCAUAGUGUGUCUGGUUCCAAAGGCAAGAGCCCAGCAUUGAUUUUCAGAACACCUACAUCUCAACAGUCAACACCCACUUGCUCCUCAAAAAGUGCGAACAAAACAAAGAAACACUUCUCUCAACUAAAAAUGUUGCUUAGUCAGAGUGAAUCCAAAAAGAAUUCAAAGGUGGACUUCAGAAAUUUCUUAUCUUCUUUGUAAAUGAAAACUAGGGUCCUAAAGCAAACUUUUCUUGGCAUUCUUCAAUAUUUAUGGAGAAAAUAUCUCAUUAGAAUGAGUAAAUAAAACCCACCUACCUCCCACAGUGGUUCUGAGAAUCAAAAAUAUAUGAAAGGUCCUUGUAAGUAGUAAAGAUUGAUAUGGACAUUGAGUGGUGGCUAUUUUCUCCUCCCUUAAUUAGCAGCUUUCCUUGCUUGUCACUUUCUUUUGUAAGGGACUUGAGGCCUCUGAGGGGUGUACUCCUUUCUAGGUGUCUGUACUGCUGAUUUGGAAGAAGGCUCAAGUAUGUGUGUCCUUGUUUUCCCACAAUCCUCUGCAUAACUGUGUAUUUGUAAAAUUUGAUUAUUCCUAUUUUGCAUGCGAAAGUAAAUACUGAUCCAGUCAGAUACCAGAUUUUUCAUUUUUACAACUUUCUGUUCCUUUGGUAAUAUUUCACUGUUAAUGGCUUUUCAUUUGCUCUGGUAAAGUCUAAAAUUUAUUACUUCUAGGUCUAAAAUUUACACUAGAACAUAACAUAUUAACAGUUUGGCUGUCUUAAAUUUUCUCUGGAACACAUAUAGUUUUUUUAAAUGAGAGGCUAGAAUUGUGUUCCAUAUGUUUUUAAAAAACUCUUUAAAUAAACAAUGUAGAUUUUAAACUA